Molecule: messenger RNA, 1567 nt
Organism: Carassius gibelio (silver crucian carp)
Lineage: Eukaryota; Metazoa; Chordata; Actinopteri; Cypriniformes; Cyprinidae
Product: glycolipid transfer protein-like
Exons: 5
Coding region: 186-815 (209 amino acids)
Biological process (GO): intermembrane lipid transfer; ceramide transport
Cellular component (GO): cytoplasm; cytosol; membrane
Molecular function (GO): ceramide 1-phosphate transfer activity; ceramide 1-phosphate binding
Source: RefSeq, a predicted model, not a curated record
GUUGCAUAGAGGGGCGGUGACGUGGUGUAGGGGUUGUCCAGCUGUGCACAGCAGCGCUAGUAAAAGUGGAAAAGUAAACACUGGCUUUCUGUCCGGCGGUAGUUCCGGGGUCUGUCUUAAUUUCUGCUGUGUUGUCCUCGUCUUAUGUUGUAGGUAAAAGUCACUUUGGCCCAUUUUAGGCAAUCAUGGCUCUUCUAAUGGAGCACCAGUUCCGGCAACUUCCAGCCGACAAACAAGUGGAGACCCGGCCGUUUCUCGAGGCGGUGUCUCACCUUCCUCCUUUCUUCGAUUGCCUUGGCUCUGCUGUUUUUUCCCCCAUCAAAGCUGAUAUUACGGGUAACAUCACUAAAAUCAAGGCUGUGUAUGACAGCAACCCUACCAGGUUUAAAACCCUGCAGAACAUUUUGGAAGCAGAGAAGGAGAUGCAUGGAAACGAGUGGCCAAAAGUAGGAGCAACACUUGCCCUAAUGUGGCUGAAAAGGGGGCUACGCUUUAUCCAGGCUCUUCUCCAGAGUCUAGUGGAUGGGGAUAAAGAUGAAAACAACCCUAACCUCAUCAGAGUCAACAUCACCAAAGCUUAUGAGAUUGCACUGAAGAAGUAUCAUGGCUGGUUUGUCCAGAAGCUCUUUCAAGCAGCACUAUAUGCCGCACCAUACAGAUCAGAUUUUCUCAAAGCUCUUUCUAGAGGGCGAGAGGUAAAAGAGGAAGAAUGCUUGGACAAAGUGCGGCAGUUCCUAGUAAACUUCAGAGCUACUAUUGACGCCAUCUAUGAAAUGUACACCAAAAUGAAUGCAGAGCUGGACUACACUGUGUGAUUUCACAUUCACAAAACAAGCAAACUUCAGACCUCAUCUUCUGCCCUCCCACUGGAUCACUGUCGCCUCCCGUUAGACACCUCCUUAGUCUCCUCACAGGACUGUUCUUCUGUCCUACUGGAUCCUGCAUCUCCAGCAGUAUACUGUUGUGUUUUCUCUAGGGGGACAAUUAUGGUCCAAGCUGCUGAAGUCUCUGAGGGAGGAUGUCUGUUAUGGUUUGUUCUGUUUGUGUUAAUGGUUUGAAUGCCUUGGCUUUUCUUUAGAAGAGUAGUAUUCUUAAAAAGACAGUUUGUGAGUGAUUCUGUAUGUGUUCCUUUAACAAUAUACUGCAAAUAUAAUUGUACUUAUAUAAAUUAUACCAAAAACAAAAGUCUGCAGACUCUCUAACCAAAUAUCUGACACUGACUGUACUGCUGUUUGUUUUUACUUUGGAUUCUAUUUUAUGAGAAAAAAAAAACUUGAAUAUGACAUUAAAUAUAAAGAAAACACUUCCUUUGAAGUGACAAUGAAGACACUAUUGUGUUGCGAAACAUUUUCAGUAAAUUUCUAUAAUAUUUUCUUAAUUUACUUCUACACGACAUUUUAUGACUCUUGUUAUAUGGAUGACUGUGAAUCUUCAUUGAUGUAAUUGGUCUGUUUAUGUAAUAUAAUGGAAAAGUACUCUUGGUUUUUACAUUUUAAUUUGUCAUUCCAAAAUUAUCAAAUGUUAAAUUAAUUCACUGCUUUUUAGAAAUAAAUGUUAUUUUACUUCA